Molecule: messenger RNA, 579 nt
Organism: Paramecium primaurelia
Lineage: Eukaryota; Ciliophora; Oligohymenophorea; Peniculida; Parameciidae
Source: the annotation of a GenBank genome assembly
AUGUAGAAUGCUGUUUUAUCUGAGGAAGUGGGUCGUCUAAUGGCCUAGGUUCCGCCUUUGAUUGAACCGGUAGGAGCAACUCUCUUCCAAAGUGCAAAUUAAAAUCCUUCCAUUAAUGAGUGUUGCUAAUUUGGUUCUCCUUCUAAAAAAAUCAAGAAAGAACAGAAGGGAUAAGACAAAUUAAAGAGUUCCAACAAGAAGAAUACCAGAGGAAGUAGAGGUCAGAAAAGAAAGAUUAAAACCUCAAAUGAGUAUUAUUAAACAUUUAAACAUUUAUAUAUUUUAGAUAUGGAAGGUAUAUUCAUUAAGAUGUUGUUCAUUUACUUAUGGAUAUUUUAAGUCAUAUUUACUUUUAAUAUAAAGUUUACGAUAUCAUUUUAGUUUAUUGAUAUAACUAGCAAUACUACUUAAUUCAUGGCAUCCAGUCUUGAUUGCUUUUUAUCUGAAGUUUCUGAAAUUGAACUCAUUUAUAUAAGAAUUAUUGCUACUAUUUUAUUGAUACUGAAUCAUUUUGAUAGGUUAUCAAAUAUAUAUAUUAGCCACUUAAACAAAUUUCUAAACCUAAAUUAUUUCGAAUGA